AUGGCUCAUGGCUUGCCUCGAGAAACCGACACGGUUAUUGUGGGCAAUGGACCUUCGGCCCUGAUCCUGUCCUAUAUUCUCCACGGCAACAUCCCCUGCUACGACAGCUCGAGUCCUCAUCCCGAUCGUAUCCUGCAUGAGAAACUACUCCGCCAUCACGAUGACUUGCUCAAUGUCGACAUCGAUGCCCUGACGACGCAUUUCUCCGCGUCCAGGUUUUCGUAUUCGACGCAGGCACUCCCGAUCAAUGUCCUGCUCGACACCCUGGUCAGGCCGCUGGGCGAGACCGACGAUGCGCAGAAAAAGACGUGCAUUAAGUGGCAAUACGAUCCUUCAAGGGCCGUUCCUCAUGUGGUGAUUGGCAACACACAAAACGCAGGAGGCCAGUGGGUGGACGACCCGGUCCACGCCAGCUGGGACAUCGGGACACUUAGUUAUGCGGGAAUGCUGUCACUCCCGGGAUACAGUUUCGACGAGCAUUACAAGAGACGGAACGGCCAGACGAUGCCCGUCUACCUGCGGCCCUCGAGGAGAGAGGUGGCAGACUACCUUGCGGCGUACCCGGACAAGGUUGGUAUCGCGAAGUACAUGCACAACGGGCAGCACAUCGCGCGAGUGUCGCGGAAUCAGGACGGUUUCUACAUCGCGUCGCACCACCUGGCUUGCCAGAACCUUGUUCUCGCGUCGGGCAUUUUCGACACGAUCAUUCCACCUCCGGCCAUGUUUGAUCCACUCGUUGGCCUCGACGACAGCUGUCCUCAGCCGUCGUCAGAUCCUAUCCUCGUCAUCGGGUCGGGUUUCAGCGCCGCAGACGUGAUCAUAUCGGCGCCGCCGAGUCAAAAGAUCAUCCACGUCUUCAAAUGGGACCCGGCCGCCUCGCCGUCGCCGUUGCGAGGUUGUCACCGACAAGCAUACCCUGAGUACGCGGGCGUGUACCGGAGAAUGAAAGCUGCCGCCCUUUCAUCUUCGCCGUCGAGAGAUCGGCGACCGAGGAUGCCCCGCUCGCAGUCAAAUUUUGACACGAGCCGAAACUGGACUGCAACCUACGAAGGACUCCCCAAUACCAAAGUCGUCGACGUCCAACUAACCUCGGACGGUGCCGGGAUGGUAACCUUCCAAGGAGGGGGCGAGGAUCAACCAUUUCAGCGCAGGGUUAGCGGCCUCGCUUACGUCGUCGGAAGACGGGGAUCCCUGUGUUAUUUGUCGGAAGAGCUACGUCAAGAAUUUCUCCACGCCGACUGCCACAUGAUAUCCGGGCAGACUCUGCGCCAGCAAGCCAACGAAGACCUGGAAAUUGCGCCGCACGUGUUCGUGACGGGCAGUCUUACAGGGGACUCGUUGAUUCGGUUCGCGUACGGCGGGUGUGCGUAUGCAGCUGGAAAGAUCAUGGGCCGCCGGCCCCGAUGCUCCGCCCAAGACAAAGAGAUCAAAGGAGGAAACGGUGUCAAUGCUGCACUCGUUAGAAAAACAAACCACUGUCGAUGUGAGACGCCGUCGCCCAAGAUCCCGGCAAUGAACGGCCUCGACGGACAUGAAGCGAGUCCCAUGAGCUUGGCCAAGAUGUGUAAUGGGGUGCCUCUGGAUAGGCGAAAGGAUUGA
Messenger RNA from Exophiala spinifera, 1599 nucleotides. RefSeq lists its product as uncharacterized. The record is from RefSeq and is a predicted model, not a curated record. NCBI's taxonomy places the organism in Eukaryota, Fungi, Ascomycota, Eurotiomycetes, Chaetothyriales, Herpotrichiellaceae. The transcript has 2 exons. The coding region runs from base 1 to 1599 and encodes 532 amino acids.